ACACACUGAUUCCAAAAUAACAACAAACCGGGCGAGGUAAUAAAAAAAAACUUGGCAUUUUGCCGAGAUGUAACUUUUCAACAAAUUCAUUCAACAAAUUGCAACAACAAUAAAAGUGGAGGACGCGGAGAACAGAAUGGGAAAGAAAGACAGCGUAUGGUCUAGAAGGCUCUGUUAACGACCGCCCUGUCAGCUUUACCGGGUCUAGUUUUCGGAGGAAUUGACAGGUGACAAAUCCAAACGGCUCAUCUCACACCAGAAUGUACAUUAAGAAGCUAGCCAUCUUUCUCCUGGUCCUCUCUCUUUGUCUAGAGGGAGGAUCUGCCAAAGAAAAAGGAACAAAGAAGGGAAAGAAAAAAGGGAAGCAGGUUUACUGUCCAUCACAGCUGUCAUCUGAGGAUUUGGCCCGAGUCCCUGAAAAUUCAACCAGUAACAUCUUGAACAGGUUACUGAUCACCUAUGAUCCCAGAAUAAGGCCCAACUUCAAAGGAAUUCCUGUGGAAGACAGAGUGAACAUUUUCAUCAACAGUUUUGGCUCCAUCCAAGAAACGACCAUGGAUUACAGAGUCAACAUCUUCCUGCGGCAGCGCUGGAACGACCCCCGGCUGAAGCUACCGCAGGACUUCAAGUCGGAUUCUCUCACUGUUGAUCCAAAGAUGUUCAAAUGUCUCUGGAAACCUGACCUGUUCUUCGCUAACGAGAAGAGCGCCAACUUUCAUGACGUUACUCAGGAGAACAUUCUUCUCUUCAUUUUCCGUAACGGGGACGUCCUCAUCAGUAUGAGGUUGUCUGUCACCCUUUCCUGUCCGCUAGAUCUGACAUUGUUCCCUAUGGACACACAGAGGUGUAAGAUGCAACUUGAAAGCUUUGGCUACACCACAGACGACCUGCGGUUUAUGUGGCAGACAGGAGACCCAGUGCAAAUGGACGCCAUCGCUCUGCCACAGUUUGAUAUCAGACAAGAAGAUAUUGAUUAUGGGAACUGCACCAAAUUCUAUUCUGGAACAGGGUACUACACUUGUGUAGAGGUUAUCUUCACCCUAAGGAGACAGGUUGGCUUCUACAUGAUGGGUGUUUACGCUCCCACUCUGCUCAUCGUAGUCCUCUCAUGGCUGUCCUUCUGGAUCAACCCUGAUGCGAGUGCCGCCAGGGUGCCUUUGGGGAUCCUCUCGGUACUCUCUCUGUCCUCGGAGUGCACCUCCCUGGCAUCGGAGCUGCCCAAAGUGUCCUACGUCAAGGCCAUCGACGUCUGGCUUAUCGCUUGCCUGCUGUUUGGUUUCGCCUCGCUGGUGGAGUACGCUGUGGUUCAAGUGAUGCUCAAUAGCCCGAAGCGCAUUGAGGCCGAGAAGGCCAAGAUGGCAUCCAAGGAGAAGGCUGCAGGGAAGAGCCCCACUGCCAAGAACAACACGGUCAAUGGGACCGGAGGAACGCCGCUGCAUGUCAGCACAUUGCACGUGGCAGAGACUCGCUGUAAGAAGGUGUGUACCUCUAAAUCAGACCUGCGGACCAACGACUUCAGCAUCGUGGGCUCGCUCCCGCGGGACUUUGAGCUGUCAAACUUUGACUGCUACGGGAAGCCCAUCGAUAUCGCCAGUGCUCACGGCAAAUCCCAUGCCAAGAACAACAAGAAACCUCCUCCUCCGAAACCAGUCAUCCCCUCUGCUGCAAAAAGGGUUGACCUGUACGCCCGAGCCCUCUUCCCUUUCUCCUUUCUCUUCUUCAACGUGGUUUAUUGGUCCGUAUACUUGUGA
Molecule: messenger RNA, 1751 nt
Organism: Perca flavescens (yellow perch)
Lineage: Eukaryota; Metazoa; Chordata; Actinopteri; Perciformes; Percidae
Gene: glrbb
Product: glycine receptor, beta b
Exons: 10
Coding region: 261-1751 (496 amino acids)
Biological process (GO): chloride transport; monoatomic ion transmembrane transport
Cellular component (GO): postsynaptic membrane
Molecular function (GO): extracellularly glycine-gated chloride channel activity; transmembrane signaling receptor activity
Source: RefSeq, a predicted model, not a curated record